This is a messenger RNA of Belonocnema kinseyi, 7665 nucleotides long. RefSeq lists its product as uncharacterized. The record is from RefSeq and is a predicted model, not a curated record. Gene Ontology annotation, cellular component: nucleus. The transcript has 8 exons. The coding region runs from base 131 to 2989 and encodes 952 amino acids. NCBI's taxonomy places the organism in Eukaryota, Metazoa, Arthropoda, Insecta, Hymenoptera, Cynipidae.
AAUUGCAAAUUGCAAAUUUCAAUCCGUCACUUUGUAGCUUUGUAAGUUUGUAGUGGCUGCGGCUAGAGAGAGAAGAAAGGCGUAGAGUUGACGAGUAGACAGUAGAGAAAGAAGAAGAAGAAGCAGUUUGAUGGAGAAGAAGAAGAAGAAGGAAUGCAAGAUACCUCGAGAGAAAGUGAAGCGCACGAUGGAUACAAAAAACAGCUUUAAACACGGCCCGAAUUUCUUCGAUGGAGAAAAUGUUGGAAGAGACAGUCCGGGCGCUUUGCUUGAUAUGUUGGCGGAAGUAGCGUCACAGACUCUUCAUUCGGAAAAAGAGCAGAGUGAAAAGGCGGUAGUUUUGGGGGAGAAAAGCAGGGCCAAAUCUGACUCCUUGAAACGUAAAAAUCAAGAUUUGACUUUCAAUGUUCUCGAGCUGAGUUCCAUGCCAACGAAACAAUUGGUCAAGCAGUUUUCGAUAUUCACGAGCGACGAAUUGAAACGGCAGUAUUCAUACGUUUGUGCAUUACUACCUGAUGAAUGCGACCAGAAAUACACAAGCUUUGCCAGCGAAGGCAGAGCCAGAAUGUCUAUAAAAGCUCAUCUCGAAGAUCAUUUGGAGAAUUUGAAAUCCGAUCAGGAAGCAUAUUCUUCGUUCACAGCGACUGCAGUGAUACAGAAAAAGUCUAAAACAAACAUGCCGGCCAAGAAAAGCAAAAUAAACCGGUCAAAAAAGCCACAAGAGACUUUGAACAAAGAAAACAAAGAGAUAAAAUCAGAGAAGGCGACAAAUUAUCUGCGAAAUAUUCUCACCAACGAAUUUAAAUUCUCCGAAACCGAGAAUUCUAAGGAAAAAGAUUCAAAAAAGGAUCAGGAGCUGGCCGACGUCAAAGUUUUGGGUGAUCACAGCUAUUUUGAGGCCACAAAAGACAGCGAGGCUGCUGAGAAUCUCGCUUUAAACAUUAGCAGCGAAAUUGUCACCAAAUCCGAGGAAAAUAUCAUGUUGAUGGUGGUGCAGAGCGACGGUGUUCACAUGAAAGAGGUUCCUUACGUCGUCCAAAAAGCAGAAGACGCAAACGAAGAGCCAAUUUACCUUCCAGAUCCGAUUCAGACGGAGGAAGUUUACGCUGGGAAUAUGGAAGUUCCGGUAGCUGCGAAGCCGAAGGGAAAGGCGAAAUUUAUCGGAACGAGCACCGAGGAGAAGGAAAUGGCGCUCCUUUUGAUGGAGCGAAUCAAGAAAAAGGGAAAUCCGAGCGGGAAUAAUCUCCAGUGUCGAAUUUGCGAUCCGCCGAGGACUUUCACGGCCCCGACGACCCUCGUUUCCCAUUACAGAAGCCACGCCGGCAUCAAGCCCUACGAGUGCAGGACUUGCGGAUCGGUCUUUACGAGGAGGCACAGCCUCAAGUAUCACAUGCUCAUUCACCAGAAUCAGACCAGGUUCACCUGUGCGGAUUGCGGCAAGAAAUUCAGACAUCCCUCGCAUUUCCGGGAACACAGGCGAAGACACACCGGGGAAGCGCCUUUCGGUUGCGAAGAUUGCGGUCAAAGAUUUAAAACUCGAAACACGUACAAACGGCACUUGAAGACGCGCCACGGAAAAGUUCUGACCACCUCGGGUGAGUUGCUCCACCUCUCGGAAGAAGAUUUCCAAAAGGUGCGCACGAGCCGCAAGAGAGUGGCGACUCCCAUAACGGAGAGGAGUAUAACUGACGAGGACAUGAUUGCGCCCGAGGCAAUUUUGCAGUACGAGGACUCGAACUGUGACAUUGAGGAGAGUGAUAAUCAUCAGGAUUACAAGGAUUACAAGGAUUACAAUGAGUUCGUGGACGAGGACAGAACUGUCUGGAUGACGGAGAACAUGCUGGAGGAGAUCAAGGGGGAAGAGGACUACGGUAAUUACGAGGUUGAGGAGGAUCACGAACGAGCUGACAAGACUGAUUUUAUUGAGACUGAGGUAGCCGAGAACCAGGAGUUGAUUCACUCCAGGCAUUUGUACGACGGAAUUGCUCAAGAGGUUUGCAAUAAAAUCGAGGAGGAGGAGGAGGAGCGGGAGGAGGAGGAGGAGGAGGAGGAGGAAGCUGAUCGGGAGGAGGAGGAAGAAUCGGCAAUCAUUUUGGACGGAACUGUCAGUGUGGAUCUGGAAAUUGCGAGGACAGAGACGCCGAUUUUGUAUGAGAAAAAUUUCCAUCAUAGUGAGGAACUCUAUAGUGUCGAUGAGUAUGAAAGGGAAAUCCAAAGUGUUGGGGAAGAAAUUUUAGGGUAUCAGGAAAGCGAUGAAUUGUCGGAGGAACAUAUUUUGGAACAUGAUGGCCAACAAGAUGAGGUACAAGAUGAAUCCGAAAGGCCGAAUUUCCAUCAAGACUCGGCCCUCAGUAUUUUUUGUAGCAACGAGGAGGAAAAUUUGUUGGACAGUGAAAGUCCCUUUGACAAUGAGGCUCUGAAAAUGGAAGGAUUUUCUAUUCAGGGACUGGAAAAUUUCAGUCCAAAUGAAGAAGAAGAAGAAGAAGAAGAUGAAGCAGAAGUUGAAGGUGAAGAUGCAAAAGAAGUUGAGGAAGAAGCAGAGGGUAUUUUUCCAGACAGGUCAGCCAUGGAUUAUGAAGAUGCAAAAGAUUCGGGGGAAAUAAACGAGGAGGGAGAGAGAAAGCCGGAAAUAAAAGAAGACGCAGAUGAGAAGAAUCAUAAUAUUUUGCAGAGCGAAUCUGUCUUCAAUUUGAAUUUGGACCAGAGGGAAAAAGUCCGAGUCGAGUCGUGUGGAGUGCCAAUUUCCCAGUUUCAGAAUCAGCCGAAUUUUCAGAUAAGCAAGGAUGGGAAGAUCAGUUUGUUUGGAAAGGAAGCCCAGACGAUAAAUCUCGUCCAGAAUGGCAAGCAGAGUGCCAUUCUUCUCUUGACCAAUGGCGGCGGCGAGUUGAACAGAAAUUUCUUCAAGUUUAAUCAAAAUAAGAUUCUUGUCAAGGGACUGAAAACACUGCCGGUCGCCACUGCCUCUGAUUUAGAUAGAACAGAGAGUUAGGUAAGACUUAGUCCAAAAUUGUUUCGAUAAAAUCAUCGACCAGCUUUUUUACAAUUUCCUAUGAUAGGGCAGGUUAUAAUAUUUUAAAAUAAUAUGAUGAUGAAAUGCCAUCUGCAUUUAGAGGAUGCAUUUUGGGCUUUCGGGAAGCAGAUCCACAUCUGCAUUCUCAAAUUCGUAUUCUUUACUUCCUUCCGACUGAAAUCGUAGCAACUUUUCCGCUGUUUUUUUUUCUCUGGUUUCUUUCCACGAAAUUACGGAUCCGUAUCAGAGAUUGAAAAUUUUAUAUUUGUUGUAAAUUUGCGUUGUAAAUUAUUCUAGGCUGUAUAAUAUUUAAAAAUACAUAGGCUCUUUUUUGUCGAAAGUCGCUCAAAGUUGUCUUCCACUCGACAGAUAUUGCAAUUACAUAUAAUUAUGUAUCUCUCUCUUUUAGGUUCUCUGUAAGCUAUGAAAAACAAGAAAACAAAAAAAAAUAAUGGGUGAUCGAUGGGAAAAAUUGUAACGUUACAUUUUUUUUAUUCAUAAAGAGGCUUUCUUUAAGAUAGGAGAUAAAGUUUGUAGAUUAGAAAGUUUAACUUGGCGCACCCUACGCGGGGCGCCAUUUAGUGACGCUGAAAAUUUAUCAACAGAUUUUUUUUUUGCGCAUUCAGGUUUGACACCGCAUAUUGAAAAUUCUAAUCUCUACAAAGAUUAUUUUAUAUAAUUUAAUUUAAAAUAAUUGUAGACAUUUUUGAUUAGCGCCUCCAUCGUUGAGCGCCAGUUUGUAAUUGUGGAAAUUUAUCAACCGAUGUUUUUGGCCACAUUCAAAUUCGGCACCACAUCUUGAAAUUUCUAAUCACCUCUAUACGAUUUCUGUAGAGUAGAAGUUUCAAAUUAGCGCCCCCAGUGCGGGGCGCUUUUUUGUAAGGCUAACAAUUUAUCAACCAAUAUUUGUGGCCUGAUUUAACUCCGGAACUUAUUUUUUUAAUUUCUACAUAAAGUUAGAAAUUUCAAAUUGGACCCCAAUGCGGGGCAACAUUUUUUAAUUUUGGAAAUUUAACAAACGAUAUUUUUGGCCGCAUUCAAAUUCGGCACCACAAUUUGAAAUUUCUAAUCUCUGUAAGAUAAUUUCUGUGGAUCAGAAAUUUCAAAGUACCGCGCCCAGCGCGGGGCGCCAUUAUGUGUUACUGAAAAUUUAUCAAUCGGUAUUUUUACUCCUUUUUAAAUUUGUAAUCUCUAAAAGGUAAAUUUGUGUAAAUAAAUUUAGAAAUUUCGAAUUAGUGCACAUCGUGGACGCGCCAUUUUCCAAUUUUGGGAAUUUAUGCAACGAUACUUUGUAAUUUUGGAAAUUUAUGAAACUAUAUUUUUUGCCGCAUUUAACUUUGGCAACAUUUGAAAUUUCUAAUCUCUAGAAGACAAUUUUAUAUAAUUAAAUUUAACAGAAUUUAAAAAAAAAUUGGCGCCCCCGGUGUUGGACGCAGUUUUGUAAUUCAGGAAAUUUAUCACCUGAUAUAUUUGUCCGCAUUUAACUUCAGCACCACAUUUUACAAUUUCUAAUCUCUACAAAAUAAUUUUUGUUAAUUAGAAAUGUCAAAUUGGUGCCCCAUUAGGGGCGCCAAUUUGGGAAACUGGAAAUUUGUGGAAAUUUAUCAACCGAUAUUCUUAGCCACCUUGAACUUCUGCUCUACAUUCUUAAGUUUCUAAUCUCUACAAUGUAAUUUCUACAGAUUAGAAAUUUAAUAUUGGUGCCCCCAGCGAGGGGCCCCAUUUUUUAAUGCUGGAAAUUUGUCAACCGAUAUUUUCAGCCGCAUAUAACACUGGCACUACAUUUUGAAAUUUCUAAUUUCUUCAAGUUCGGCACCAUUUUUUGAAAUUUCUAAUCUCUACGAUAUAACCAUUUUGGGCGCCAUUUUGUAAUUUAGGAAAUUUAUCACUCGAUAUAUUUGUCCGCAUUUAACUUCAGCACUGCAUUAACAAAUUUCUAAUCUCUACAAGAUAACUGUUGUUAAUUAGAAAUGUCAAAUUGGCGCCCCUAACGGGGGCGCCAAUCAACCGAUAUUUUUGGCCCCAUUAAACUUCUACUCCACAUUCUUAAGUUUCUAAUCUCUACCAAAUAAUUUGAUAUAAUUUAAAAAAUAAUAAUAAUUGGCGCCCCUGUAGUGGUGCGCCGGUUAGUAACUCAGGAAAUUUAUCACUCGAUAUAUUUGUCCAAAUUCAACUUCAGCACCACAUUUUUAAAUUUUUUAUCUCUAAAAAAUAAUUUUUGUUGAUUAGAAAUGUCAAAUUGGCGCCCCGAACGGGGGACGCCACUUUGUAUUGCUGGAAAUGUAUCAACCGAUAUUUUUAGCCGCAUUGAACUUCUGCUCCAUAUUCUUAAGUUUCUAAUCUUUACAUGGUAAUUUCUAUAGAUUAGAAAUUAAACAUUGGUGCCCCAGCGCGGGGCGCCAUUUUUUAAUCCUGGAAAUUCGUCAACCGAUAUUUUCAGUCGCAUAUAAGUCCGGCACUACAUUUUGAAACUUUUAAUCCUUUCGAGAUAAUUUUCAAUAAACAAAUUUAACAUAAAUUUAAAAACUUAGAAUUGGGGGCACCAAUUUGUAAUGCUGGAAGUUCAUCUGCCGAUAUUUUUGUUCACGUUCAACUUCUGCUCCACAUUCUUAUGUUUCUAAUCUCUGCAAUGUAAUUUCUAUAGAUUAGAAAUUAAAUUUGGUGUCCCCAGCGCGAGAGGCGCCAAUGUUUAAUGCUGGAAGUUUAUCUGCCGAUAUUUUUGUUCACGUUCAACUUCGGCACCAUUUUUUGAAAUUUCUAAUCUCUACAAUAUAAUUUCUGUAGAUUGGAAAUUUCAAACUGGUGCCCCCAGCGCGGGGCGCCAUUUUGUAAUGCUGGAAAUUUUUCAACCGAUAUUUUGAGCCGCAUUCAACUUUGGCAACACAUUUUGAAAUUUUUAAUCUCCUCAAGAUAAUUUUAUACAAUUCAAUUAAAAAUAAAUUUAAAAACUUGAAAUUGGGAGCACCAAUUUUAAUGCUGGAGGGUUAUCUGCCGAUAUUUUUUUUCACGUUGAACUUCGGCACCAAUUUCUGAAAUUUCUAAUCUCUACAAUAUAAUUUAUGUAGGUUAGAAAUUUCAAAUUGGCGCCGUUUCCAAGUAUGGGAAUUUAUGAACCAAUAUUUUUGGCCGCAUUCAACUUCGGCAACAUAUUUUAAAAUUUCUAGUCUCCGCAAUAUAAUUUCGGUAGAUUAGAAAUUGCAAAUUAGCGCCCCAAGCGCGGGUCGCCUUUUCCAAUUUUGGGAAUUUAUGAACCAAUAUUUUUGGCCGCAAUCAACUUCGGCAACAUAUUUUAAAAUUUCUAGUCUCCGCAAUAUAAUUUCGGUAGAUUAGAAAUUGCAAAUUAGCCCCCCAAGCGCGGGGCGCCUUUCCCAAUUUUGGGAAUUUAUGAACCAAUAUUUUUGGCCGCAUUCAACUUCGGCAACAUAUUUUAAAUUUCUAGUCUCCGUAAUAUAAUUUCGGUAGAUUAGAAAUUGCAAAUUAGCCCCCCAAGCGCGGGGCGCCUUUCCCAAUUUUGGGAAUUUAUGAACUGAUUUUUUUGGCCCGCAUUCAACUUUGGCAACACAUUUUGAAAUUUCUAAUCUCUUCAAGAUAAUUUUAUAUAAUUAAAUUAAAAAUAAUUUUAGAAACUUGAAAUUGGGGGCACCAAUUUAUAAUGCUGCAAAAUCAACUAAUAUUUUUGGUCGUGUUGAACUACGCCACCAGAUUUUGAAAUUUCUCAUCUCGACAAAAAUUAUCUCCUAUUUAUGAGUCAAAGAAAAUUGUAACGUUGCAAAAUUUAUUUUGCAUAAGAAAUUUUUUACCUAACUAAGUUUCGCCAUUAUUUCGUUUCUCAAAGAGUGUCCAUGACUAUAUGAACCAACAUUCACUAAACUAAUUAAUUUACAUUAAAUUAAGAAUCGGAAAAUAGUUUUUAAAUUGAAAAAGUUUUCUGAUAUGGAAAUUAUCAGCCAAAUUGGGACAAACUAAAUUAAUUUAAAUUCUCUGGAUUUAUAAUUGUUUUCCUUGUUCCCACUCUUCUUUCAUCUCCUCGCGACUGAUGUUACGUACAAAUUUUAAGUAGCUAGCAAAAAAAAAGAAGAAGAAAGCGCGGAAGUUUUAUUUUUGAUUGAGCUCUCCGUCGAUUCCUUGAGAUAGCUUUCAUUAUUUACAUAAUGCUUUAAUACUAUUGCUUUGUAUUUUUCAUUUUAAUCGAAGCAACCAACUUUCUGUAAAUAGCCUUCACGAUCUACGAGGAUAAUCUCGAAACCUCUAACCGAUUAACAAAUAUUAUCGAUCUUUCCACUUUUGAUAAGUCCACAAACUGUGCCUUAAUUUAACAUAAACUUUCGGCUUUGCAAAAGAUUAUUUAGACAAUUAAAGGAACUUGCAGAUUAAUUCUUGUAUCAAUUUAGAGGUGUAAGAGUUAAUUACGUUACUCAUUUAGUAAUGAAUAUUAUAUUAUUAUUAUUAUUUUGCGCAGAAAUAUUCACCUAAGUAGAGAAAAUACUCGUAACAAAAACUUGUAGCUUAGUGUCUAUAAUAAAAAUUAUUAUAACUUUCUAUAAAUAAUUUACUUUAUCGUGAAAAAUGAUAUAUGUAGUCACGAUGCAGAAAAAUUGUAUUUUUAUACAAAUUUUGUACUUAUAUGUAUGUUUAAUAAACGCAACAGAAAUUUA